Molecule: messenger RNA, 2053 nt
Organism: Sinocyclocheilus anshuiensis
Lineage: Eukaryota; Metazoa; Chordata; Actinopteri; Cypriniformes; Cyprinidae
Product: synaptotagmin-C-like
Exons: 8
Coding region: 854-2053 (399 amino acids)
Biological process (GO): calcium-ion regulated exocytosis
Cellular component (GO): plasma membrane; exocytic vesicle
Molecular function (GO): phosphatidylserine binding; SNARE binding; calcium ion binding
Source: RefSeq, a predicted model, not a curated record
CGCACUGGAGCCCAUGAGCGGAGACGAGGCUCGUUUAGUAUUCAGUGCACAAGGCGAAGGAGGGAGAAGGGAGGGAGGGCAGAGAGUGAAAUAGAGAGAAAAAAACGAGGCUGUGAAGACAGGCGAAAACACAGAAAGAGAGGAGGAAGAGUGGAGCGGAGAGACACCUCCUCUGUCCCUCUCGGUCUACCCUUUGGCAUCCGUCUGUCCCAGGCAGUUUCAGAGCUCCUGUAGAACAUUCCAGAAAUACAGCCAUGGACCACAAUGAACAGUAAAGCUUGAAUGGAAAAAACAAAGAGAGAAACCUAGUGGAAAUAGACCAUACAUCUCAAAUUCAACCCUGCCCUGAUGCUGCUUUAAGGACUGAGCCUGCAAACACUUUCCUCUUCCCUGACUGAUGAUUUAACUGAGAGUAAUAGCCCACGAAAUCUAGGCUAUGCUUUCUGAACAACAGACCUAAAUAUAGUCUCGCUGUUUAUCCAUUGAGCAAAUUCUUAACGUUUAUGUGAAUUGAAUUGGUUUCAACCUUCUUCACCAUGACAAGGACUCAGGGAUGUCAUUGUCAUCCUUUAUAACAAGAGCCUAUGUUAUUAUUGAAAAGAGUGAUUGUGACACACUUACCAAUGGGUUUAGCAACCAUUAAAGCUUUCAAUUAACGGUCAUAAAGAGACCGUCUCGGCUGCUUGUCGAAACCUUGUCCUUCACAAUCCAAAACGAGACCCUGUGUUAUUGGAAUCGGCAGAAAGUGGACAGAGACACCCUCUCCGCUCAGGCGCCAUCCAGUUGGUGCGGGCGGUGAGAGCUGCGGCGCGAUUGGUUGAGUGUGGGGUGGGUGUGCGAUGCGGAUUGGAGGAUGUCGGGGGACUGGGAAGACGACCUUUGUAAGAAGGCGUUGGUGCUGGUGGAGGAGCUGUGCUUCCGGUCUGGAGGCCUGAGCCAGAGUGCCAGCUGUCAAGAGUUCAGCUACAUGAUGAGAGGACCGAACAGACAGCUGAACACAGAGAUCUCAGUGAGUCUGCUCUCCGUCAUUGUAACGUUCUGUGGCAUCGUGCUGCUCUCUGUCUCUCUCUUCGUCUCCUGGAAGCUCUGCUGGUUGCCGUGGAGAGAUAAGGAAGGCGGGGGUCUGAGCUUGACGUCAGGGCUCCUGCCCGGCGGGGCCGUUUUGGGUGGGGUCGGUAGUGGAGGGGGCCCCUCGCACCUUCCUCCCCUGUUGCAGAGGAAAGAUACUCACUCCUCUUCCUCGCUGUAUCCCUCACUCUCGCAGCAUGGCCAGCAUCACCCCCAUUUCUCUGACCUGAUGGGGGUGGAGGGUGGAGGGGGGCUGGUAGUGGGGUGUGUGGUUGGGGGUCCGCAGGAGAUGCAGGAGCAUUCUUACCUAGACAUGGACACUUAUCCCAACAAUGCUGUAAACCUUAAGUUGAGCCAGACAUCUCCCGAGUUGCCCCCAGCAACAGAAGGAGGCUCAGCUGCGAAAGACCUGCCCAAUGCUCAUUCCCAGCAGCAGGUCACCACCAGGCCUAAGCCCAUGACUCACCAGCUUUCCAGCCCUGAUUUCCAUGGUGAGGAAAAGAGUGAGCAGCUGACCAGCAUUGGGCAGAUCAAACCAGAACUUUACCGGCUGCGCCAGGGAGACCAGGGGGAUGGCAAACAAGGCGACACCUGCGGCAAAAUCAGCUUCCUCCUGCGCUACGCCUUCAACACGGAGCAGCUGGUGGUUAAGAUACUGAAAGCCCUGGACCUCCCGGCGAAGGAUGCCAAUGGUUUCUCCGAUCCUUAUGUCAAGAUCUACUUACUGCCUGAUAGGAAGAAGAAAUUUCAGACCAAGGUGCACAGAAAAACUCUCAACCCGGUUUUUAAUGAGACGUUCCAGUUCGGCGUGCCCCUGGCCGAGCUGCAUGCACGCAAGCUCCACUUCUCCAUCUACGACUUCGACCGCUUCUCCAGACAUGACCUCAUAGGUCAAGUGGUGGUGGAAAACCUGCUGGACUUCAGCGAGGGCACCGGGGAGAAGCCAAUUUGGAGAGACAUCGUAGAAGGAACCGCGGUGAGAUAA